CCACACCCACGGACACUGACAGGAAGUGGAAUGCGGAACCGUAACUGAAGGACCGGGAGAACAAACAACACAUCUGGAGCUCUCAGGUCGCUUCUGCUGACACAAUCAGAGUGUUCAUUUGGCCGCAGGACUGCUGGGUAAUGGCUGCCCCCGGAGUCUUCCUCUCCCUGGCUCUCUGUGCCCUGCUGGCUCAUCAAAUCCAGGCCAAAAACGAGGCUCCCUGCCAGGCCUCCAAAUGGAACAACGGCUUCAGGACCUUCCUCAAACGUCACAUCCGCUCCGGCACGCCCGGCUCCCUGGACCAAAACCAGUGGGAGGCCUACAUCAGGAACAACGGCGGCUGUGACAGACCCACGCAGUCCUUCAUCCACCCGGACGAGCUGGACCGGGUGAAGGCCGUGUGCUCCAGCCAGGGAGGGAAGGUGUUCAAGGAGAACCUGUGCAUCAGCCGGCAGCCUUUCUCCUUCGUCACGGUGAGGAGCGAACCGGGAACCUGCGGCAUCCGGAGCAUCCGAGAGGAGACCAAACACCUCAUCCUGGCCUGCGAGGUGUUGGAGAACCAGUGCCUGCCUGUGCAUUUUGAGGGAAACCCUCAGAAUCUGAAGCCCAGCAACAACGCCAGAGGAUGCCAGGACCCACAGACCACAGGGCGAGCCAGCAGCUUGAAGAUGACCUGGCUCUGGCUGCUGUGUGUCCUACCUAUCGCUAUUUAUGGAUACUAACCUUCUGGGGUUGUUUAAUGUCUAAUUAACGGCAUAUCAGGGAUGCAUUUCAAAAGAAUUUUAAUGUUUUAAAAGUGCACUUUUGUCCGAAAAGUUUCACCACAUCACAUCUACAAAGAAAAAGCACUUGAAGGAAAAAACAACAGGGAAUUUAUUAUUAUUAUAUGAUUCAAGCUGUUUUCAUGUGCCAUUUAAUCAUCAAUUCAUCCACUUUUUAUCUAGUAGAUCAUCUUUUUUCAAAGUGCAUCAGUUUCUCCACUGAAUACAUUUUAAAGGGAAUCUCCAGCUGGAAAUCUUGUUCAGGAACUUUUACCGCCUCGCUCGCUUUUUUCCCUUCAUGCUUGUGUCCAUAAUUUUUUUCUCAGAUAUAUUACGCUGAAGGUAUUUGAAAAAGUCAUAUCAAAAAAUCAGUACUGGGUCACAGACACUGGUGUAUCGAUUAGCACCAUCACCUCUCGUGUUCUGUGCUGGAAAUUUCGUCAUGUUUUUAUUGUGCAGAGGUUUUGCCAAAUUAUUCAGUUUCAGUUUUUUGCAAUAGUUAAAAAAUAUUUCAGCUGAAUUAGUGACUGUCAGACGUAUCCUCGGUGCGAAUGUGAGCACUGUGAUGGAGGCGAUCAGCUGAAACAGGUCACCAGCUCAACUGCCUCGACUCUCAGCUGCAUGAAGUGGUGUCGAAAAUUAAUGAAUGGAAAAUAGGAGUGUUCGUAUAUUUACAGAGUUGUGCCAUUUUUGUACAGGCCAGAACAAAUUAAUUGAUAAGUGUUAAUUUGUGUACACGACCUGUUUUUGCUUUUCAGUAUUCUGAAGAGUUGAGCUCUGUUUUUAGGGCAGAAUUUCCUCCUUAUUAUCUAACCUGUGGAUCGUAUAAUUCACAGUUUGCACAAAAACAGAAUUGGAAAGUGGACAACAACAAAAAUCUUCCAGUGUGAACAGUCUGCUUCAAUGGCUAAAGGGUUAAUAAAAGAAAACAGAAAUAAACCGAGACCAUUUCUGGUUGUAGACAUCUGGUUAAACCUGGUUCUGAAUUCAUUUCCUGUAAGUACGCCUUUAUACACAGAAACCUGAAAGGUUUUUGUUUUAUAUUUCAGGAUUGUACUUCUUGAAAUGUUCCUUUUAUAUGCAUGAAAUGGUUUGUUUUGUAAUGUUUGAUUAUGGACUGCUCAAAUACAGGAUGAUGCUGAAUAUAUUUGAUAUUUUGAAUAUUUGACCUCUCAAUAAAUUUAUAUCAAAGGGU
Salarias fasciatus (jewelled blenny) is the source of this 1956-nucleotide messenger RNA. RefSeq names its product angiogenin-2-like. Bases 141 to 722 code for a protein of 193 amino acids. The transcript is spliced from 2 exons. NCBI's taxonomy places the organism in Eukaryota, Metazoa, Chordata, Actinopteri, Blenniiformes, Blenniidae. The record is from RefSeq and is a predicted model, not a curated record.